This is a messenger RNA of Molossus molossus (Pallas's mastiff bat), 1033 nucleotides long. RefSeq names its product ADP ribosylation factor 5 (gene ARF5). Gene Ontology annotation, molecular function: GTPase activity; GTP binding. The record is from RefSeq and is a predicted model, not a curated record. Gene Ontology annotation, cellular component: plasma membrane; cytoplasm. NCBI's taxonomy places the organism in Eukaryota, Metazoa, Chordata, Mammalia, Chiroptera, Molossidae. Gene Ontology annotation, biological process: intracellular protein transport; vesicle-mediated transport. Bases 91 to 633 code for a protein of 180 amino acids. The transcript has 6 exons.
CUCCAGCUGCUGAGCCCCAUCCCCCCGCGGCCGGCCGGUUCCAGCCUGCGCCCCGUGUCCGUGCCGGUGCCCCCUCCCCCGGGCCCCGCCAUGGGCCUCACCGUUUCCGCGCUCUUUUCGCGGAUCUUCGGGAAGAAGCAGAUGCGGAUCCUCAUGGUUGGCUUGGAUGCAGCUGGCAAGACCACAAUCCUGUACAAACUGAAGUUGGGAGAGAUUGUCACCACCAUUCCCACCAUAGGCUUCAAUGUGGAAACAGUGGAAUACAAGAACAUCUGUUUUACAGUCUGGGACGUGGGAGGCCAGGACAAGAUUAGGCCUCUGUGGAGGCACUACUUUCAGAACACUCAGGGCCUCAUCUUUGUGGUAGACAGUAAUGACCGAGAGCGGGUCCAGGAAUCUGCUGAUGAACUCCAGAAGAUGCUGCAGGAGGACGAGCUGCGGGAUGCGGUGCUGCUGGUCUUUGCCAACAAACAGGACAUGCCCAACGCUAUGCCCGUGAGUGAACUGACUGACAAGCUGGGCCUGCAGCAUUUACGCAGUUGCACGUGGUACGUCCAGGCCACCUGUGCCACCCAAGGUACAGGCCUAUACGAUGGGCUGGACUGGCUGUCCCAUGAGCUGUCGAAGCGCUAACCGACCAGGGGCCGGCUCUUGCUGCCCAGAAGCUCCCGCGUGCAUCCCCAGGAUGACAGGACUCCUGGACUCCUCAGGCAGUGCCCUGCCCUUCUGUCCCUCCUCCCACAGACAACAGGCCUCUGCUCCUGCCUCUCCUGCCUGCAUGUUCUCUCUGUUGUUGGAGUCUGGAGCCUUGCUCUCUGGGCACGGAGGGGUCCACUCUCCUGCCUGCUGGGACCUGUGGAAAGGGCUUCCAGGCUGAGGCCCCUUCAUCCAGAGGAGGAGCAGGGACCUGGGUUUAUUUUGUUUUUUCCAUUUUGGGCAUACCCUUGGGGCCAGGUGGGGGGGAAGGUGAGGACUCCGAGUGGUGCUAUAAUAAGGCACUGGAUAUCGAGUAAUAAAUUUGCUGUGGUUUGUA